GAUGCUGGCGGCGGUGCGUCGCCAAUACGCGGCGCGGAGGUGGAGCCGCAUGCGAGCGUGUGCCCGCCCGCGUGGCGUCCACUCCCCCUCCACGUUUCGGCGUCCUCUUCGCCUUCCCGGGAAUCUCCUCCAGCUACUACUGCCCCUCCCCUUCGCUUCGCUCCCUGGACUUCCCCCGAGCACUGCUACUAGUAGUGCCAGCAUCCCUUCAGGUCUCUCCACCAAGCGCAGACCCGCAGCAGCAGCACGAACUGGUGAUCUCCGCCGCGUCCAGCCUCCUCCUCCGGUGAUCGGCGGACGGGCGGGGUUGGAACCAGCCGAGCGCAGCCCACCUCCUUCCGCUGCUGCAGAUUCUCGAUGGACAUGGAUGGGGUUCUGCAAGCCGCGGAUGCCAAGGACUGGGUAUACAGAGGGGAGGGCGCCGCGAAUCUCAUCCUCAGCUACACCGGCUCGUCCCCUUCCAUGCUUGGCAAGGUACUGCGGGUCAAGAAGAUUUUAAACGACAAGUCGCAGCAGGCACCAAGUUGUAUGGUCUUCUCAAGUCAUGAGCAACUCCUGUGGGGCCAUAUCCCAGAAUUGAUCGAGUCUGUCAAACAAGAUUGCUUGGCUCAAGCCUAUGCAGUGCAUGUUAUGAGCCAACAUCUGGGUGCCAAUCAUGUCGAUGGUGGGGUUCGUGUACGUGUUUCUAGAGAUUUUCUGGAGCUUGUUGAAAAGAAUGUUCUUAGCAGCCGUCCUGCUUGGAGAGUAAAUGCAAGUUCAAUUGAUAACACUGCUGAUGCCGCUCUUCUAAUACCAGACCACUCUUUAUUUUCUGGUAAUCCUAAGGGUAGCAGCUGCAUAGCUGUAGAGAUAAAGGCCAAAUGUGGGUUUCUGCCAUCAUCAGAAUAUAUAUCAGAAGAUAAUUCUAUCAAGAAACAAGUAACGAGAUAUAAGAUGCAUCAGCACCUCAAAUUUCAUCAGGGUGAGAUAUCGAAGACCAGUGAAUACAAUCCUCUAGAUCUAUUUGCUGAGUCAAAAGAAAGAAUACGCAUGGCCAUCAAGUCAUUUUUCUCAACUCCUCAGAACAACUUCAGGAUUUUUGUGAAUGGAUCUUUAGCUUUUGGUGGCAUGGGAGGUGGUGCAGAUAACGUUCAUCCUGCUGACACCCAGAAGUGUAUUGAAGAUCUCAGCAAGGUUAGUGGCCUAGACCUCCCUGACUUCACUGAGCUCCUGUCAGAGACAAUUUUCAAAUCUGGGGUAUUAGGCAAACUGUUGACCACUCAAAAGCUGGACGAUCAUGACAUUGAAGGGGCAAUUCAUCUGUACUACAACAUAAUUUCUCAGCCUUGUUUGGUCUGCAAAAACCUAACUGAUGUAGAGCUACUGCGGAAGUACACUCUCUUGCAUUCUCUUCCAUUGGACAAGAGCCUGAAGAUUGUUAGGGACUUUCUCAUUUCUGCUACUGCAAAGGACUGUAGCCUGAUGAUCAGCUUUCGGCCAAGAGAGAAUGGAAGUACAGAUUCUGAGUAUGAUUCAGUGUUUCUUGAAUCAGUGAAGCGAACCUAUGAGUACAAGGCAUAUUUCGUUGAUCUGGAUGUGAAACCUCUGGUUAAGAUGGAACAUUAUUUUAAACUGGAUCAGAAGAUAGUCAAUUUCUACACAAGAAAUGGGGAGGUCGUGGCAUCUCCGAAGGGCAGUAAGAGUAAAGAAACUUCGCCGAUUCAGCUCCAACAAUGAGGAGCCUCUCUUCCGAUAUAGGUCUGGAGAAGGGUGCAUCAGGGAGUGUUGGUUGUUGUUCCUGCUGCCUGCUGCUGUUGUUGUAACUUCGUGAGUACAGUCCCAAGGUUGGGAGGCUUGGUCCUUACCCUUGGAAAGGGUACAGGGAGCUGUGUUGUUCGUCGUCGCUGUUGUAACUCUACUUGUGCAUACACCGUGGCUUGUCACAGCAAUUUCCGAAGAUGUCCAAUAUUGUUGAGAUAACUGAACUGCUUACCGUGGCAACCACUCACUGUAACAUCAAGUUGAAAUGAGGGCUGAAGUUUCCCUCGAGGCUACCAUAUGUGAUAUGUCCUGUGUACCACUUAAGUGUGCCUGUGUCAUGUGUGAUGUAUCUCAAUUUGCUAUUGCAGAAAUGUUUGGUGAAACUUUCAUCCUCUCAUGCUUUGAGCAAAGCGAACCUAACUCCUUUGAAUCA
Molecule: messenger RNA, 2173 nt
Organism: Sorghum bicolor (sorghum)
Lineage: Eukaryota; Viridiplantae; Streptophyta; Magnoliopsida; Poales; Poaceae
Product: inositol-pentakisphosphate 2-kinase IPK1-like
Exons: 8
Coding region: 358-1716 (452 amino acids)
Biological process (GO): inositol phosphate biosynthetic process
Cellular component (GO): nucleus
Molecular function (GO): inositol-1,3,4,5,6-pentakisphosphate 2-kinase activity; ATP binding
Source: RefSeq, a predicted model, not a curated record